Rotaria sp. Silwood1 is the source of this 594-nucleotide messenger RNA. The record is from the annotation of a GenBank genome assembly. NCBI's taxonomy places the organism in Eukaryota, Metazoa, Rotifera, Eurotatoria, Philodinida, Philodinidae.
AUGCGUGAUAUGAAAGUAUUACAUACAAUUCGUGAUAUACCAUCAAAUCGUGAUGGUCUUUGUGCAUUAUCAUCUAAUGAUGAAAAUCCUUAUUUAGCUUAUCCAGGAAGUACAAUAACGGGUGAAGUACAAAUAUUUGAUACAAAUAAUUUGAAACCCGGUAUUAUAAUAAGUGCUCAUGAAAGUACACUUGCUGCAAUGGCAUUUGAUAUGACUGGCACUAGAAUAGCAACAGCAUCGAAUAAAGGAACAGUGAUUCGUAUUCAUAGUGCAAUUGACGGUCCGCGUUUAUUUGAAUUUCGUCGUGGAGUUCGACGAGCUGCCAUUAUUUAUUCAUUGUCAUUCAGUCCUGAUUCAAUGUUUUUAGCAGCUUCAAGUAAUACAGAAACAAUACAUAUAUUUCGAUUAAUUCAACAAAAAGAAAAACCUCCAGAAGAAACAAAUUCAUGGAUAGAAUUAUUUAUUUAUCAAUUAGGUAAUGUUUCAUAUCAUUUAUCUCGAAAAGUAGCAGAAGUAUUUACACAAGAUCGUGCAUUUUCAACUUUACAUUCACGAUUAACACGAAUGAAAAUAACGAUUGCUAUGAAUAUUUAA